Messenger RNA from Neospora caninum, 2847 nucleotides. RefSeq names its product putative tyrosyl-tRNA synthetase. The transcript has 4 exons. The coding region runs from base 1 to 2847 and encodes 948 amino acids. Lineage: Eukaryota; Apicomplexa; Conoidasida; Eucoccidiorida; Sarcocystidae. Gene Ontology annotation, cellular component: cytosol. Gene Ontology annotation, molecular function: tyrosine-tRNA ligase activity; ATP binding; RNA binding. Gene Ontology annotation, biological process: tRNA aminoacylation for protein translation. The record is from RefSeq and is a predicted model, not a curated record.
AUGCAUGCCGCGAUUCUCGCCGAGAUGGAUGCUCGUGUCUGCCGCCUUUCUCUGUGUCUCCCCCUCUCUGUCUCAGUGUCCCGGUCGAAGCUCCCAAACCGUCGACGGCCCAAAACCCGAGCCUCGCGUCCAGGCUUCUCGCCUGCUGUCUUUCCCUCCCGAUUAUCUUCGCCGUCUUUUCCUCUCUCGCCGUCUUCUGCGUCCUCUCCGCGCUUUCCGGCGCGCCUCGCGCUCUCUGCCCCUGCUUUUCCGCUGUCUCUGGAGCCCGGCGAGGAAGUUGGCGAGGACUCAGGCGAGAACAGGCCGUGGGACGAACACGCUUUCGCCUCCCCCUUCCUCGUCGACGCUUUUGCGCGCGGCGUGAUCGCUCACGGAAACGCUCUCGCGCGUCUUGACCGCCUUCUGGUGGCGUGGACUGGCGCGGUAGUCGCACGCGAAACCGACAAAAGACAAAGUGAGGAACCUGCUCGCGCGCAUGCGCCACGAACUCCCGGCAACCCUGGAACCGGCGAAACGCAUGCCUCUGCCUGUCUCCGCGCGCGGCUGCCGUCUGUGUCUGACGCAUGCGACCAAGCGUCUCUGAAAGCGGCAAAGAGGAGCUGCGCAGCUGGAGAAGAACAUAACAGCCAAGAUGCCACUGCAGGAAGAGACGGCGAAGACGCCAGCUGCGACCAGCCUCUCUCGUUCUACCUGGGAAUCGACUUGACAGGCAGAAGUCUCCACAUCGGUCACCUUCUCCCGCUUCUUCUCCUCAGGCGGCUGCAGUGCCUCCAGUUGGUGCGACCGGUCAUUCUCCUCGGCACCGCAACGACGCUCGUCGGGGAUCCAACAGGCAAGUUCCAGCACAACUUCGUGAAGCCGCGAACUGUCUUUUCCUCGUCUCUCUCUGCGCGCUCGAGCCGGACACUGCGGUCGCAGCCGUCGCUGUUGGACUCCGUCCUGCAAGACGUGGACGCAGAGGCCGGAUGUCGCUCAGGUGAGGAAGGCCGUGGCGAGUUGGCGGCCCGCGACUUUUCCCGCCACGCGUUCUGUUUGGAUGCAAACAAGACGGCGAAGAUUGACGAGAACCGCGCGGCGAUUGCGCGGCAACUGACCUCCAUUUUCAAUCUCGACGUCUCGGAUCCGAGCGGCGGCUUUCCUCUGCCUGCUUCUCCCGCAACUGCCAAGCCGCCGCCGGCGACGAUUGUGGAAAACCGCGCAUGGCUCGGCGGCUUGUCCUCGCUCGACUUCUUGACUGAGUUCGGCGCGUACCUGUCUCUGCCGCGACUCCUCUCCCGCUCGAGCGUGGAGGAGACACUCGGGCCCUGUCUCCCUGCCCGAAACACGCCCACACGGUCGGGCGACGCAGGCGCGCAGCCCCAGAAGGCCGCGAGCAAAGCGAACUUCUCGUUCGCCUCUCUCGCGUACUCGGUACUGCAGGCGGUGGAUUGGAGCUUUCUGCGGCGGCGCCUCGGCGUCGUCGGCCAGGUGGGGGGGGGGGACCAGUGGGGCAACAUCGCCACGGGUCUCGAGCUCGCCCGACGAAGAGACAACGCGCGACUCUUCGGGAUCACCACGCCUCUGCUCCUACACCGAAGCGGCGUGAAGAUGGGCAAGAGUGGCAGCCCAGGAGGGACAGGGACGCGCACGGGGACCGACAGCGCCUUUAGACGGGGAGACGAGGGGGAAGGCGGGCGCGUAGACGAGAGCCGAAGGGGACAUUCGACGCUGCCCAAGAGCCCUGGAGGAAAGACCGUCUGGCUAAGAAAAGACUUGACGCCGCCCGUCGAAUUCUGGCAGCACUGGCGAAAUGUCGACGACGGAGAUGUGCGAAGACUGCUCCGCUGGUUCACGCUGCUGUCCGUUCCGGAGAUCGACGCGCUAGAGGAAGACACGCGGCACUGCGGUGAGCGCGGCCUCAACUACUUGAAGGAAGUGCUGGCCGACCACGUGACCACCCUCGUCCACGGCUCGAGUAUCACGCGGGCCGUCCGAGCCGUCGUGACAGCCGGACGGCAACAGAGCUCCUUCGCGUUCGCCUCGGCGCCGGCGCUCCCUCUGCGCCCUCCAGAAUAUGCAGGAUCCGAGUCGGAAGCAGGCGAAAACGAAACCGCGGAGACCGUCGAGGUUUCAGGCGCUCUGCCGCCGACGCACUUUCUGAGGCGGUCCUGGCUAGGAGCAGCACGCGCGGCGGCGGGCAACGCUGAAGGUUCCGCCAGCCCUGUGCGCUCUCCUGCGGAGUGUCGCGACUCAGGUUCGCUGGGAAACGGCGCGGGCGAGGGCGAUGCAGACGUCGCGAUUGGGGCAACUUUCGCGUCUGGCCGGGGUGCGGACGAAGGCCGGACGCAAGCGUCGCCGCAGCCGCGGCGACCCUUUCUCUCUCUCCUUCUCUCGCGUCUCUGUCUCUGCCGCUCGCGAGCGGCAGCCAGGCGACUCAUUGCUCAGGGAACUGUGAGGAUCAACGGCAAGAAACUUCAGGCAGAUGGAGAGGUCGCGCUGGCGCUCGCUGACUUCGAGGAAGUCGCCGUGCAGAGCCCGUCCGAGCCGGGUGUACAGACACACGCGGCGAUCCGCGAGAAGGACGAGAGGCACAGCGAAGGUGAAGGAGAGGCACUAGGAACGGAGCAGACGGAGAAGACGGGGGCGCAAGAUGCGGGGGGAGGAACAGGGGAUCCACGUCUUGAAGGAGACGGAAAGAGAAACGACGAGAGAGCGAACGGAGAACCACUGAAGGCGGGAAGAAGGACGCGCAGCGUACAUCAGUGCGCGAUCUCUGUGGGGAGGAAAGGAUUCGCAGUCCUCCAUUUGAUUGAUGAAGCAGACUGGCCGGAAGCAAAGCGCGAUGAGCAUCUCAUCGUCGUCGAGUAA